CACCAAUUACCGGCAGAACUUAAUAACCGAGCGCUGCAAUUCAUCAUGGCAUUGACUUUCGUUCACUUUUGCUGUUGUUACUGUGGUAUGUGCUCCGCGCACUUGCCCGUCCCGAUGCCCCGCCAGAUGCCUGCCCCGUGAUCAGCCAGGCGUCCGGAGCCCAGCGUACCUCUGGACGGAGUGUAUUACUGUUGCGAUCCUGGACCGCUGCAGAUAUGGCUUCCUUCCGGACGAUUGAGCACAAAGUCCCCGCUCAACACAUCCGCGAGUAUCCCAAUGCAACAGCAAACUCGCAAGAAGAGGUGCUGUACCUGAGCGUAAAGCAGUACAUUCCAUUGGACAAUCCACGUCCCCGCCCGGGAGAUGUCACGAUCCUCGCCGCCCACGCGAACGGCUUUCCCAAAGAACUUUACGAACCACUCUGGGACGAUCUCUGGAAGCAGUCUGCCCGACAUGGUUGGCGGAUCAGGAGCAUUUGGAUUGCGGACUGCGUCCAAUCUGGUCAGAGCUAUGUCUUGAACGAGGCAUGCCUCGGCAACGAUCCCGGCUGGAACGACCAUCCGCGAGACCUGUUGCAUUUGGUCAAUACGAAAAGAGACGAGAUGCCGCGGCCAAUCAUUGGGAUCGGUCACAGCAUGGGUUGUUCUCAUCUAGCUUACCUCGCUCUCAUGCACUCGCGUCUCUUCACUUCGCUCAUUUUCCUCGACCCAGCAAUCCAAGGGGUGUUCAAUGCAGACCCUCUAACAUGGCCGUCAUUCCAAAUGGCCAAAUUCUCCACCUACAGACGCACACUGUGGCCGUCACGAGAGGAAGCAGCAACUGCAUUUGGCAAAGCGGCCUGGUAUCAAGCUUGGGACCCUCGAGUGCGCCAGAAGUGGAUGGAAUUUGGCCUGCGCGAUGUCCCUACCGUGAUCUACCCAGACGCAAAAAAGCCACAAGUCACAUUGUCUACUACGAACGCGCAGGAGGUGUUCAUCUUCAUCCGUCCUAAUCGGGACGAGGACUAUGCCUCUGGUGCCGUGACUGGUGAAGUCAGCCCCCUGGGAGGAGCCCACGAUCCAUAUUAUCGGGCGGAGAUGCGCGAAAUCUACCCGCGACUGGCUCACUUGCAGCCUCCCGUUCUCUACGUGCUAGGCGACAAAUCGUACCUCCGAGACGAGGAGGGGGAUAAGGAUAGAACGGCGAUUACCGGGUCGGGCGUUGGCGGUUCCGGCGGACAGGCAAAUGGAAUGGUGAAGAGCGUCAUGUUGGAGGGUGGCGGGCAUUUGUUACCCAUGGAGAUUCCCCAGCGCGCGGCAGAAAUCGUGGCCAAGUGGGUCGUGGAGCCUCUCGGGCGAUAUCAGCGGGAAGAGAAGGAGUGGCGGGAGAAAUGGGUGAGCAAGUCGUUGAAGGAGAAGCAGGAGCUGGAUGACAGGUGGAGACAGAUGAUUGCGGAUCUGUCGAAGAAGGCGAAGCUGUGAGGGAGCAUAAGCUAUGAUUGGUAUAGAUAGCGAGGUCGUACAUAUACCACAAAUCAAUUUGAAUGAUCUUCUUUUGCU
Molecule: messenger RNA, 1538 nt
Organism: Neohortaea acidophila
Lineage: Eukaryota; Fungi; Ascomycota; Dothideomycetes; Mycosphaerellales; Teratosphaeriaceae
Product: Alpha/beta hydrolase family-domain-containing protein
Exons: 2
Coding region: 216-1460 (414 amino acids)
Source: RefSeq, a predicted model, not a curated record